ACAUUUUACGCGAAAUAGUCAUCUGUGCGCGUUGCUGGACGGAAACUGCUCUCCGAAAUUAAAAAUAAUGAUUUUAUAAGGAUAUAAAUACUUUGUUCCGGUGACCACUUAAACAUUGUAUUUGUUUCUUUAAUUGUUGCAUUUUUUAUCUUGAGACCGAACCGAAACAAGAUGCAUUCAAAGAUUUUCCUAGUUUUCGUUGUGUUUUUCGGUGCGUGUGUAGCUACUGAUACGGUGAAUUGGUCUGAUUGUGGAUCAACAGCCGGUGAAGUAAAAAGUGUUGUUGUAGCUAAUUGCCCUGGUGAUAGAUGUAUCUUAAAAAGGGGAACUAAUGCAACAUUGGCCAUUACAUUUAUUUCAAAAGUAAGCUCAACAAACCUAACCGCGGUGGUAUAUGGUGACGUUUUGGGUUACAAGACCAAAUUCCCGCUACCAAAUGCAGACGCAUGUAAAGGAGUAGGAGUAGAAUGCCCUCUCGAAGAAGGAAAAACCUAUGUAUAUACUGAUACCUUUGAAGUAAAGCAAGUAUAUCCUAGGGUGAUUGUUGAGAUUUGGUGGGAACUCAUAACUGACACUGGAGACAAAGCAGUGUGUAUCAUCAUACCAGCAAAGAUAAAUUAAAUAUAUUUAUAUUUUUAGUCUAAGAAAUAAUUAUAAAUUCUUCAAAUAUUACCUUUAAAGCAUUUCUCGAAUAAACUUUUAAAAGAUUUCGUUGUUUU
Messenger RNA from Diabrotica balteata, 719 nucleotides. The record is from the annotation of a GenBank genome assembly. NCBI's taxonomy places the organism in Eukaryota, Metazoa, Arthropoda, Insecta, Coleoptera, Chrysomelidae.